This is a messenger RNA of Puccinia triticina, 2259 nucleotides long. RefSeq lists its product as uncharacterized. The record is from RefSeq and is a predicted model, not a curated record. Gene Ontology annotation, cellular component: nucleus. Gene Ontology annotation, molecular function: DNA binding; protein binding. Lineage: Eukaryota; Fungi; Basidiomycota; Pucciniomycetes; Pucciniales; Pucciniaceae. Gene Ontology annotation, biological process: regulation of DNA damage checkpoint. The transcript has 7 exons. Bases 1 to 2259 code for a protein of 752 amino acids.
AUGGCCAAUCAACAAGUAUUAUGCGCCAAGGCGCUGGGGAGGACAUUGCGACUGCUCAUUUGCCUCCCUGCCAAAGAUCGCUUCAUCCAUGCCGGCGUCUUUGCAACCAAUCUGGGCCCGGUGUUGCGCCAAACCCUGUGCCCCAGCGCCGCCUGCUUCUUAAGAUGCCUCUCUAACCCAUAUCGCCUCGCUCCCUCCACCCGAGCGACAAUGGCCAACCAUCCCCGAAGCCUCUCAGCCAACCCUGCCAUGCUUCUCCUCAGCCACUCUGCCGCUGCCGCCGAUCCUGCCGACAAGGGCAACAACAAUACCCCCACACUCGCCCACAUGCCCGCCCUGCCCAGCACCCUCAGCACCGACGAUCAGCUCUUACCCUGGCCAGACGCGACGCGAGUUUCCUUUUCCAGAUUUCCAUUCGACUCCAUCUCAGGAAAUUCCCACGUGACGAUUUACUCGCAACAUCCGAAGAACCGCACCUACAAAUCUAUCCGCUACUCGAUAACUGGAUACGCUAGACUACACAUACCCUCGACCACCAUGACGGCGCUGACAGAUUAUGAACGACAACGGCUCGAGAACAUUAAGAAGAACCAAUCUUUACUCUCCUCGCUAGCAAUCAAGUCUGUGGGUCCGGCGGCGAAGAAGGGUCUGAAGAAGCCGGCCCCGACGAGCACCCCAGCCACCAAGAAACGGGCUCGCCCAGCGGCGGGCACUACAGACUCGCCGGUUCCUCUCAAGCGCCAUGCCACCCGGGCGUCCGUUCGACUUGGUGGUGCCGGCUUGACCCCCGCCGAGCUCCAAUCGCGCCUCGACAAGCAGGAGGAGGAGCUCGCCUCCGAGCGCCAGAAAAGAGAAGAACUCAAGCACGCCGACCGCCCCUUAGUCGCCGAGCACUUGCGGACCGGGCCCAGCGUGUCGCUCACUUCGACCCUCUUCAGCUCCCUCGCCAGCACCCUUUCCCAAAAAACCAAGACUAUGAAGCAAGAAGAGGUCAACCUUGACUAUUCUCCCGGCACCGAUGCGGAUUACGACCGCUUGGCCGACGCGUUGAACGGCCUGCAGCUGCGAGCACUCAAUAAAGUCUGUCCCAACCGCAUCUACUCGAUGACCUUCCAUCCCGACCGCCGUAAAUCGCUACUCUUCAUGGGCGAGAAACUAGGAGGGGUGGGGAUCUGGGACGCGUUGGGCGCUGAUGUGGUUGUCAAGUCGGAGGAUGUGGAGGACGAGGAUCACGUGUCGACCUCGUCGACGAACACGGCCGACGCGUCGAGCAAGCCGUCCCUCUCGCCGGCCAAGCCCGUUAAAGAAGAGGAGGAAUCGGCCGAAGACGACGAGGAAGACCGGCUGGAGUAUGUGGAAGGCCGGCCAUACUUUAUCCAAGCCCAUGCCCGCAACUCGGCCGUCUCGGCCAUCCAGACGCAUCCAAGCGACCCGCACCUGAUCUACACGAGCUCGUACGACGGGACGAUCCGGGAGCUGAACUUCGAGACCCGACAGAGCACGGAGAUCGUCGAUGGCCCGAUGCUCUCCGACGACGACAUCCUCUUCUCGGCCUUCGAGUUCGCCAACCACGGCCGCGAGCUCUGGGCCUCCGACACCGCCGGCGGCCUCGUCCAUCGCGACACCCGCCAGCCCAAAACGGCCGCCCGACGAUGGACGGCGUCCAAGAAGAAGAUCGGAUGCCUCAGUAUCUGUCCCGGCUCUGGGGACAGACUGGCGGUCACAGCGGGUCUGAACCGCGAGAUGCGGUUGUGGGACCUGCGGGCCCUAUCGGGGCUCCCGCCGACCAGCGAGAUCGGCGAGGUGGAGAGCGGGAGCUGUCUGGCCAGCUACGCUCACGGGCUGGCCUGCUCGUCGGCAUACUUCAGCCCCGCCGGGGACAGGAUCCUGAGCACCAGCUACGACGACCUCGUCCGCGUCUGGGAGAUCAAGCCGGAGACGAGAGACGCCUGGCUCAGCAGCCACCCACCCGACCUCGACCUUGCGCCCGCUUAUCAGGCCAGACACGAUAACCAGACCGGCCGAUGGGUCUCCGUCAUGAAAGCCCGAUGGUGUCCCAACUUGCGCUUCCCGUCCCACUUCACCGUCGGAAACAUGGCCCACAAGCUGGAUGUAUACAGCCCCAAGGGCGAGCUCCUCGCUCAGCUCAAACACCCCGCCUUGACUACCGUCCCCGCCGUCACCGCUCAGCAUCCCACCAGCUCCAACCUCCAGGUUGCGGGCGCUACGGCCGGCGGGAAGGUCUAUCUGUGGACCUGA